Molecule: messenger RNA, 1173 nt
Organism: Helobdella robusta
Lineage: Eukaryota; Metazoa; Annelida; Clitellata; Rhynchobdellida; Glossiphoniidae
Exons: 2
Coding region: 1-1173 (390 amino acids)
Molecular function (GO): zinc ion binding; nucleic acid binding
Source: RefSeq, a predicted model, not a curated record
AUGUCAAAACUGUGUGGGUUGAACGUAGUUCAACUACGAGAAGAACUACAGAAACGAAGCCUUGUCACAAGUGGCAACAAAGAAGUACUAGUUGCACGUCUGAGAGAAGCUCUCAUUGACGAAGGUAAGAACCCAGACGAAUUCAAGUUUGAUGGUGCUGACGAAGACAAUGAAAUUAGCACAGGCACGUUUACAACCGCUAAAAUGAUGGAACUUCUGCUUAGCAUGUCAACUGAAAUAAAACAGAUCAAAGAACAGUCCGAACGACAGUCCGAACGACAGACAGAGGAUUUAAAACAGAUCAAAGAACGGUCUGAACGACAGUCCGAACGACAGACAGAGGAGUUAAAACAGAUCAAAGAACAGUCCGAACGACAGUCCGAACGACAGACAGAAGAGUUAAAACAACAGAUCAAGGAACAGUCCGAACGACAGACAGAGGAGUUAAAACAGAUCAAGGACCAGCUAAAACACGUAAAAUUGGAAGUGGCAGAACAGAUUGAAGAACAGUCAACAAGAAUAGAAAUGAUCGAACAGAAACUUGAUCGUCAGACCGUUGAGGUAGAUCACAAAAUAGACAAAUUGAAGCGAGAAUUGGCCAUGCCGUUAGAUCACGCAUCUGGAAGAACUUUGAAGGUACCAGCAUUUGACGGAGAGAUGUCCUGGAACGUUUAUAAAACCCAGUUCGAAGCAGCGGCAACUAGUAACUGUUGGAACGGAAAAAGAACGAGCAACAGCACUGAUACUGGCCCUGCGAGGUUCAGCAGCAGAGACCCCGAGCACAGAGACGAAACUGCCCUGGAUACGUUUAUCAAAGCCCUUCGUGAUUCGGAACUCAAGCAAUCCCUUCUCUUGUCAGAUAAACGAAAACUCAAGGAUGCCGUUGCGCACAGUCUCACUUUUGAAUCGGCAAAGCAAGCAUCAAAAAGUGACGUACGUCUACGCCAAGUACAUGAAGAAUGCUCUUGCCAGAAGGUGAUUGUGAAACGUGAACCCCAACAGCAUGGUGUACCCCAAUGCUGGAUUUGUGGCGAAAAAGGCCAUCUACGUCGUGAUUGUAAACACCGCCUAAAAGAUAACUACUGCCGAAAUUGCGCGACAAGAUGGCGCAAAAGAAGAGAAGAUGAUCCCGUAUCACGAUCGGCCCCUUCUAACGAAGGGGCGGAAAACUAA